Messenger RNA from Aspergillus welwitschiae, 3171 nucleotides. RefSeq names its product plasma membrane calcium-transporting ATPase. Gene Ontology annotation, cellular component: intracellular membrane-bounded organelle; membrane. Gene Ontology annotation, molecular function: ATP binding; ATP hydrolysis activity; P-type calcium transporter activity. The transcript has 4 exons. Gene Ontology annotation, biological process: calcium ion transmembrane transport; intracellular calcium ion homeostasis. The record is from RefSeq and is a predicted model, not a curated record. The coding region runs from base 1 to 3171 and encodes 1056 amino acids. Lineage: Eukaryota; Fungi; Ascomycota; Eurotiomycetes; Eurotiales; Aspergillaceae.
AUGACCCCAAGCCUGAGCGAGAAGCCUGUCGUCGCCCACGGACCACUGGUUCGGGGCGAGCCCAGCGCAUUUGAGUUCUCGGCUGAACAGUUGAGCGAGCUCAUCGAAUCACGAAGCCUGGAUACCUUCUACGCUUUUGGUGGCCUCCGCGGAUUAGAAAGAGGUUUACGAACCGAUCGACAUACCGGAUUAAGCGUCGACGAGUCCAGCGUCAGGGUCCACGAGCCAUCGGCCACUGCCUCGUCCGUCGACAAAACAUCCCACCGACCUCAUCAACGUCAUAUUCACUUCCACCAUCACCAUAGCACCGAACAAUUCGCAGAUCGACGCGCUGUCUUCGGAAAUAACCGCCUCCCCGUUCCCAAGUCACCCACGGUUUUGCAGUUGAUAUGGGCGGCCUACAAUGACCACGUCCUCUUCCUCCUGACAGGAGCAGCGAUCAUUUCGCUAGCCUUAGGUUUAUACCAGACAUUCGGGACCAAGCACUCAAGCUCAAACCCUCCAGUUGAAUGGGUAGAGGGGGUGGCCAUCAUCGUUGCCAUUAUCGUCAUCGUCCUGGUGGGCGCAGGCAACGAUUUCCAGAAAGAGCUGCAGUUCCAAAAGUUGAACAAGAAGAAGCAGGAUCGCCUUGUGAGGGUGGUCCGCUCCGGUCGGCCACAGGAGGUAGCUAUUGACGAAUUAGUGGUUGGGGAUGUUGUGCACAUGGAGCCAGGGGAUGUCAUACCGGCCGAUGGGAUCCUGAUUCGCGGCCACCAUGUUCGAUGCGAUGAAUCAGCUGCCACCGGUGAAUCGGAUUUGCUGCUGAAGCAGUCCGGUGAUGAGGUCGCAACAGCGAUCGCUGAUUGCCGAGAUACCAAAUACCUUGACCCGUUCGUGAUCUCGGGGUCAAAGGUCGCGGAAGGCCUCGGCUCGUUCCUGGUAAUAGCAACCGGCAAUCAUUCGAGUUACGGCAAGAUCCUCCUAAGUCUUGAAGAAGACCCUGGCUUUACUCCACUGCAGUCGCGUCUCAAUGUACUAGCGAAAUACAUUGCCAAAUUUGGCGGCAUUGCCGGCCUGGUGCUGUUCGUCAUCCUGUUCAUCAAGUUCCUUGUUGGUCUGCGCCACUCGACGGCGUCCGGGACUGAAAAGGGCCAGGAUUUCUUGGAAGUCUUCAUAAUUGCUCUGACAAUAGUUGUCAUUGCUGUCCCUGAAGGUCUCCCUUUGACCGUGACGCUUUCUCUUGCCUUUGCAACCACGAGGAUGUUGAAGGACAACAACUUAGUGCGACAGUUGCGCGCCUGUGAGAUCAUGGGCAAUGCUACCGACAUUUGCUCGGACAAGACGGGGACCCUGACCCAAAAUGAGAUGACAGUGGUCGCAGGAAUGAUUGGCACAGAAGAGUUCUCGGAUCUAGAACCACUGACGGACGUCCCUUCGCGUGAUGUUCCGACUACUGCUGAGUUGAGAUCUCGCCUUCACGAUUACGUGAAAUCAGAAAUCACUAGUGCGAUUGCUUAUAACACCACGGCGUUUGAGUCGAUAGCGGACGGAAACGUCGUCUUUGUUGGAUCCAAAACCGAGACUGCUUUGCUGUAUUUCGCUCGAAACAACAUAGGCUUGGGCCCAUUAGAAGUGAUACGAUCGGGCUAUGAAGUGGUGGAGCUCAUACCUUUCGAUGCUACGCGCAAGUUCAUGAUCACCGUGGUAUGCGUGGAUGAGUUUUGUGGGUAUGCGUCGUAUAGGGCGUAUAUAAAAGGAGCGCCUGAGGUGUUAAUGGGCUUCUGUAGCAGCACGCUGGAGGAGCCCACAAAGUGGAAUUCCGUUACAGCCUUGACCGAAACUAACAAGACAGCUAUACGCCAGAAGGUAGAUACCUACGCAAAGUGCUCGCUACGAACUGUAGGGUUGUUCUACCGAGAUUUCGACAGGUGGCCCCCGAACCGGGCUGGAGAAAUACAGUCCGACACACUUGACCUCGAAGAUAUACUUAGCAAUCUGACUUUGAUUGGAAUUGUGGGUAUCCGCGAUCCUCUGCGGACAGGGGCCCAUGAUGCCGUUGACACCUGCCGUCGGGCAGGCGUGACGGUGCGUAUGGUCACUGGAGAUAAUCUGUUAACAGCCCGCUCUAUUGCCGAGGAAUGCGCGAUUGUCACCAACGACGAGGACAUUGUUAUGGAAGGAGAGGCAUUCAGGCGCCUGACAGAGGAGGAGCAACUAGAGAUAGCGCCCCGACUCAAAGUUUUAGCGCGGUCUCAACCCGAAGAUAAGCGUACGCUUGUGCGACGACUGAAGCAGACUGGGGCAACGGUUGCCGUCACUGGAGAUGGGACUAACGACGCUCCUGCACUCAAGGCAGCCGAUGUUGGAUUUUCCAUGGGAAUAUCGGGGACAGAGAUCGCGCGCGAGGCUUCAGCAAUUGUGUUAAUGGAUGAUAACUUUGGCUCAAUCGUGAAGGCGAUCAUGUGGGGUAGAGCAGUCAGCGAUGCGGUUCAAAAGUUCUUGCAGUUCCAAAUUACCAUCACCUUCACCUCAGUCGGACUGGCCUUUGUCACUUCCGUGGCCAGCUCAAGCGAAACAUCGGUGCUGACAGCCGUGCAACUGAUGUGGGUGAAUUUGAUCCAAGAUACCCUGGCAGCACUUGCGCUUGCUACCGAUCCACCGUCUCCCAGAGUAUUGGACCGAACACCCGACAAGAGAUCAGCUCCACUGAUAACGGUGCCAAUGUGGAAGAUGAUAAUCGGGCAGUCAGUCUAUCAGCUAGCCGUGACAUUGGUGCUCCACUUCGCCGGCAAUAGCAUAUUCUCGUACACUACCGCGCACGAGCACUCCCAGUUGCAAACAGCUGUCUUCAACACAUAUGUCUGGAUGCAGAUCUUCAAUUUAUACAACACCCGUGCCCUCGGCAACAACAUCAACGUCUUCGAAGGCAUCCACCGCAACUGGCUCUUCAUCGGUGUCAACGUCAUCAUGAUCGGUGGACAAAUGAUCAUCAUGUUCGUAGGCGGACGCGCAUUCUCCAUCACUCGCCUCACUGGUGUGCAAUGGGCCUACUCUGUCGUCUUGGGAGUCUUAUCUCUUCUCGUUGGUGUUAUAGUGCGUUUCAUCCCGGAUAGCCUCGUGGAGCGUUUAUUUGUGGGUAUCGGGUAUAUUAUGGGGCCGUUAUGGAGGUUAUUGAGGGUGAAAAUAGAGUAA